AUGGCACCCAAGCGUCACACGGCGCAGGCAUCUGAGAAGUCGCCAUCGUCCUCGCGCAAGAUCAUCGUCACUGCAGGAGAGGGCCAGACGGGGCGCCUCCUCAUUGACCUGCUCGUCGACGAGAGCUAUCGGAGCAAGUUCCGGUCGCUGACCGCGCUCGUCUUUUCCGAGGAGGCCAAGUCCGUGCUCGCGGAGUACGAGGAGAUACAGGUGCUCGUGUUCGACCCGAAGGACGAGCAGUCGCUCGUGAGCGCCAUGGAGCAGGUCGACACAUGCAUGCUCAUCCCGCCAGCGCGCAAGGACAAGGCAAAAAUCACGCGCACACUGCUCGAGGCCGCCAAGAAGGCCAAGACCGUCACGAAUAUGGUCUUCUUGUCCAGCGCCGGCUGCGACUACGCCGAGCGCGGCAGGCAACCGCGUAUCCGCGAGUUUAUCGACCUCGAGCGCCUCGCGAUGCAGCCCAAGUCCGAUCCGUCGACAGGCGAGACCGGACAUAGCACUUGUGUCAUUCGAGCCGGGUUCUAUAUGGAAAACCUGCUACUUUACACGAAGCAGGCUCAGUCCGAAGGCAAACUUCCGAUUCCUAUCGACCCUGACCACAAGUUUGCGCCCGUCGCCCUGGGCGACGUUGUCCAAGUUGCGGCGCACGCGCUGACGAGCUUCGGGCCCCAUGGCCUUGGCGACGACGUUCGUGGCGAGAUUCUCAUCGUCACUGGCCCGAUGGUUACCGCAGGCCCUGAGCUGGCUAUGGCAGCCAGUCAAGCGUUGGGAACGAAGAUGGAGUUUGAGAGCAUUGCCGAGCGAAAUGCCAGACAAAUAUUGUUUUCGGAUCAGGGCGCAGAGAUCGACGAAGCGGAGAAGGAAUACUUGCUUGAGUACUAUUCACUCGUCCGAGAAGGCAAGACGAAUUAUGUUAGUAACAUCCCUAUGUUGGCGUAUUUCGGCCACCGGGGCCAGGAACCCUCCGAUUUCUUCAAGGUAUAUAACGAGGAAUUCAAGCCCAAGCGCCGCCGAACUGCAAAGAAUGGUGGUACUGCCGAGUCGAAGAAGCAGCCCACGCGUUCAUCAGCGCGUGGCAAAGGCGCAAAGAAAGCUGAAGAUGAGGACGCUGACAUGGAGGGCGGAGAAAAGACUGUCGGCGAGGAACUUGACGGUUGACCAUAAUCAGUGAUGUGCAUACGUACGGUUUUUUUAUGAUAGCGCGACGUCGGAGAUACGAACAUACGGCGUAUAUAAGCGUAUAUACGACAAGUUCACGUGAUUCACA
Molecule: messenger RNA, 1267 nt
Organism: Phanerochaete carnosa HHB-10118-sp
Lineage: Eukaryota; Fungi; Basidiomycota; Agaricomycetes; Polyporales; Phanerochaetaceae
Exons: 4
Coding region: 1-1158 (385 amino acids)
Source: RefSeq, a predicted model, not a curated record